Molecule: messenger RNA, 1001 nt
Organism: Candidula unifasciata
Lineage: Eukaryota; Metazoa; Mollusca; Gastropoda; Stylommatophora; Geomitridae
Source: the annotation of a GenBank genome assembly
GCUACAACUUUAACUCGUAUGACUACAACUUUAACUCGUAUGACUACAACUUUAACUCGUAUGACUACAACUUUAACUCGUAUGACUACAACUUUAACUCGUAUGACUACAACUUUAACUCGUAUGGCUACAACUUUAACUCGUAUGACUACAACUUUAACUCAUAUGGCCACAACUUCAACUCGUAUGACUACAACUUUAACUCGUAUGGCUACAACUUUAACUCGUAUGGCCACAACUUUAACUCGUAUGGCCACAACUUUAACUCGUAUGGCUACAACUUUAACUCGUAUGACUACAACUUUAACUCGUAUGGCUACAACUUUAACUCGUAUGACUACAACUUUAACUCGUAUGGCUACAACUUUAACUCGUAUGGCUACAAAUUAAACUCGUAUGACUACAACUUUAACUCGUAUGACUACAACUUUAACUCGUAUGACUACAACUUUAACUCGUAUGACUACAACUUUAACUCGUAUGACUACAACUUUAACUCGUAUGGCCACAACUUUAACUCGUAUGACUACAACUUUAACUCGUAUGACUACAACUUUAACUCGUAUGGCUACAACUUUAACUCGUAUGGCUACAACUUUAACUCGUAUGACUACAACUUUAACUCGUAUGACCACAACUUUAACUCGUAUGACUACUACUUUAACUCGUAUGGCUACAACUUUAACUCGUAUGGCCACAACUUUAACUCGUAUGACUACAACUUUAACUCGUAUGACUACAACUUUAACUCGUAUGACUACAACUUUAACUCGUAUGACUACAACUCUAACUCGUAUGGCCACUUUAACUUGUAUGACUACAACUUUAACUCGUAUGGCCACAACUUUAACUCUAUGACUACAACUUUAACUCUUAUGACUACAACUUUAACUCGUAUGACUACAACUUUAACUAGUAUGACUACAACUUUAACUUGUGUGACUACAACUUUAACUCGUAUGACCUCAUUUUUAACUGGUAUAACCACAACUUUAGAUUAA